This is a messenger RNA of Odontomachus brunneus, 4132 nucleotides long. It is a transcript of the gene Nop17l, whose product is annotated as protein kintoun. The coding region runs from base 102 to 2669 and encodes 855 amino acids. The record is from RefSeq and is a predicted model, not a curated record. The transcript has 4 exons. Gene Ontology annotation, cellular component: cytoplasm. NCBI's taxonomy places the organism in Eukaryota, Metazoa, Arthropoda, Insecta, Hymenoptera, Formicidae. Gene Ontology annotation, biological process: axonemal dynein complex assembly.
GUGCGGAGACCGGCCGGUGCGAUGGCGCGGCGAUCCACGUGCGAUGCGCCGUUCACGACCGUCCUACCGACGGGACUAUUUGUAAACACGCGCAUCGUAAGAUGGACGUAUUCGAGUCUCGCAGAAAAGCUUGGGAGGAUUUGGAUGUGUCGCGCGACGAAUUGCGGAGCCUCACCGAGUGUCUGAAGAAGGAGGACUUUCGCAAACUGCUGAUUGAGUACGCGGAGGAAGUGAACGACCCGGACAACAGGCGGACCUACGAGAAGGAGAUCGCCCAGCUCGAGAAGGAACGGGGCGUAGACGUGACGUUCGUUAACCCCGAGCCUGGUUACGUCAUAAAAACGAGUGUGAAUGGCGAGAGGAAGUGUUUCCUGAACAUUAGCAAGAACGACGUGGUAGCGCAACCGACCAGCCAGCCCUCCUAUGAGCAGGGCCACCGUGGCCUACAGUGGUCUAUCCCGUAUACGCUGAUACCGCCUCGCGAUGACCUUGACAAGAAGAAUGUGCGCUGCGUGGUGUUCGACGUGGUCUUCCACCCGGACACCAUCUACCUGGCGUCCAAGAAUGCUCGCUUCCGUGAGAUCGUUAACAAUACAGCAAUGGACGGUGUGGAGAACAACUUCAAAGUAAAGCUGGAUAGAAAGAAUCUCAAAUUCCCCAAGAUCAGCUUCAAAGGAGUGUCGCACCCCACAGUCAUCAGGAGAUCCUCUGAAGAGCCUCCAAAAGAGCCAUUAGAUAUGGACUCUGAAAUCUACCAGAAACUGAUGUCCAGUUACGAUGAGAGCCGCAAGAGAUGCUUGAAGACAAAAGAGGAGAAAUCGCAACGUGCCGCACCAGUCACCACUUACUACAAGAACAAGCAGCAGCAGUCAAUAGACGAGAAGUAUGUCACUCCCAAGUUCACCAUCAAACACCAGUCCGACGUGGAGAUGGAGGACUUUUGUGUAGACAAAGACGCCAAGCUCUACGCCGCGAUCCCGAAGAAACUCGUGGUCUCCGUCGACCUGCCCUUGCUGAAGAGCGUCAGCGACGCGACGCUCGAUAUACACGAGCGCUCUCUCACCUUGAAAAGCGAGAAGCCGGCCAAAUAUCUGCUGGACCUGCCGUUACCGUAUCCCGUGGACGGAGACCACGGUAACGCCAAGUUUGACGUGAAGUACAAGAAGUUGAUCGUGACCUUGCCGGUGGUCCGAUCGCUGGUAUCAACGAUGAACACCAGGGUGGAUAGUGGAGUCGACAGUGAUCAGAGCAGCCCCAUAUCGUUAUCCAAAGACGUCGACAAGGAGAACAUACCCGACAACAAAGUAGAGUCGAUCAAGGAGAACGAGAGCAUACGCGACGUUGUGGAAUUAGACGGGGCGAAUGAGGCGAUAGAAAAGUGCGCGGAUAUCGUGUUGCGGACUAGUCACGUGACAGAGACAGCUGAUGCAUUUAUGAGUUCUAACGUUAAGUACAAUCUUCCCGCGUACACCUGUAAUGUUUACAAUAAUCAGUUGGCCGUAACCGUGAAUGUAAAAAAUGUAAAUCCCGACGCUAUACGCCAUAAGAUUCUCGAGAACAACGCAGGUUUGCACGUCUUAUUGACGUCCGUGGGUGCUGGAUUCUUCCCGCAAUAUUACUCCCUGUGUCUGAAGAUAGGCGAUCAUUCCGUCGAGCCGGAGACUCUGACGAUUGAUCCGUGGGACAAUAACGUAGUGUUCAGCAUCACAGUGAAAGAUAUCGAGAAUGUGAAGCAAUAUUCUGCCGGACUGGACACGGAAUUUAUGGAGGAAAAGGAUCUCCCCACAGCUGCUUCGUUCAGAAGCAAGUUCCAGGAGUUAAUGACCUCUUCGGACAAUGAAUCGCUGACGGAAAGAGAAGUAUCCGUAGCGCCACAGGGCAGCAGUCUCAUCAUAGACAUCCGUUCCACUCAGCAGGAUUCGGAUGACGAAGAGGAGCAGGGAAAUGUGACGCAACGGCAAGAGAAAGCGCGCAUAGUGGAAAAGGCGAGAUCGGUCUCUGAGAGCAGCGGAGACGAGCUGGCGAGCAGCAACGGCAGCGCGAGGCACUCCAAAGGGAUACUGAAAUCGCGUCGCGUCCGCGACUUCUCGCGCUCCGUCUCGGAGUCGAGUGCCGACGAGAACAGCCUUCCGGCGUCGUGCACGGAUUACCAUUACGAUUCUGUGCAGGACAUCAAUUCGGAAUCCGAUUGCUCCAGUUUAAAGAAGACUGUACGAUUCAAUGACGUGGUCUCGCGGCAGUUAUUUAGAUCCAACUCUAGUAUUCUCGGACAACGGAAAAAGAAUCAACGCAAGUUGCGGAACAAGAAACGCGCUCACGAGCGGCGAAUGAGCGAGAGCGAAAACUCUGAGACCGAGGAGCGUGGCAAAUACAACAAGACGCAAAAUCACAAGCACUCUUCGAGCGAAGAGGCGACGUCCGACAACGUGAAACCUAUACUGGCGCGGGACAAGCAGUCGCGGCAACAGAGAACCGCGAACAUCGAGAUCACGAAGAUGAACGCGAGCGACCAGCAUCCGUUGCAGCAUAAACGCAAAUCCAGCAUAGACAAGAAACCGCCCACCGAGGAGGAGGAAGAAGAGGUCCAGACCGACGCGCCGAGCCAAGACGCGACAGAUACCGCUCAACUGGAAUUCAAGAACGACUUGAUCUUCGAUCUAGACAUGUAGACCCUUAAGAACUGCUACUUUAGCUUAACGUACGCAUCAUGUAAUAGCUGCAUAAUCGGGUCGCACACGGUCGACGUCCAAAUCGCAGAUUCGCAUGUAAGACUAGUUAUUUUUACGUUUUAGUAUCGCAACAGGAGGAGGAAGCCACGUAGAUAUGGGAUUAAUCAUUUUCUAGUGCGCCAUUAGCGUUAGAGUUAUGUAGUAACCCGAGGAAGCAGAGAUAGUCGGACGAAACGAGAUCACCCAGAAACCAACCCACCUACCCAUUCCCGACUCUUCUUCGAACAGUCAAAUUAGUGUGAUAGCGUAGAGAACCUCGCUUUUAAACGUAAGAAAUGUAUUCGCCAAUUCGAGAAAGGUGAUCGUGUUAUAGCGAAAUUGAACGUAUGUCAACGAUGAUGUAUGCGAGAUCACUGGCGGAUAUAUACUACGGUAAAUUGUCUAUAUAUUACGCAUUCAUGUCCGCAACGCAUAUUUUGUUGCACAUUUUUUAAUGCGAAAAGUGAUACUUGUUUUUCUUUAUUUUUUUUCUUUUUAUGUGCAUUUAUAUUACAUUGUUAUUCGUGAAUAUUUAAUUUUUAUUUGCAGAUAGCGAAUUCAGUUGAAUCGUGAACGAUCAAUAUAAACGUUAAAUCGAGGAGAAUAUUUGCACAAAAACUGCCGAUGCCCCACGAUAGAUUCGUAGAAUCGCCGGUUGAGAUCGCGAGAACGUGCAUUUGCGUGAAGGUAUAUUCGGUUAUGCGUAAUGUAUGGGGCGCUGAACACCACCGUGUGUGUGCAAAGAAUAGAAAUCGCGUCGCAACAAUUGUUUGCUCUUAAAGAGAUGACGACUCCGUAUCGGUAGCGACGGCUACGGUCUCGUUGUUGCAGUUGUCGCGCGAAUUGCCGAUUAUCCGCCGUAGAAGAAGAGAAUCUUCGUUACGGAAUGUUAUUUGCGAAGAAAGAGCGAAGAAAUGUUCAAAAAUCGUCCGCGCGUUCGGAGAAGGGAAAUUUGCGAUGUGAUAAGACUCUCGUCGCAGUCGAAAUCAGGAUUCCUAUCCAAUAGGCUGAUUUUUGCGGCAUGCUGUUUGUGAAUUUUUAUACAUUAUACGUCGACGCAUCGUGAUAAUCGAGUGUACAUAAUUUCGAUAAAUCGAGCAACCGUCUAUAGCGGGCGAGACUUUUACAUAUCCAUGCUCUCAGCACUUUUCAUUCCUACGUUGCAUAUUGCACAUUGAAGCGUUAGAGAUUUUUACCGUUGACGAAUAAUAGGCCACACACACACACACACACACACACACACACACACACACACACACACACACGCACACACGCGCGCGCCGCACGCACCGUCUCGCGGGCACGAUGUAUUUGCGGUGCGAAAGUCGCACGAUAAACCAUACAUAUAUAAAUCGUUAUGUUCACGUAACAAUAUAUUCCUGUAAUAAUAUAAAAACGAAAUAAAACACAAAGUGUUUUUACGA